AUGGGAAAAGACUUGCCAUCGAUCGGAGCCAAACCCAGCCAUAGGGAUCGCAGAGAUGCUCAAGCCGCAGGAAACCAAAUCGGAGAGCCUGUCGAAGAUCCUGGAGGGGAAUUCGGAGAUGGCUCCGUAAUAGCCAAAGAUUGGAGGUUAAGGGACUCGAUAAUUGGCGAAGUCAUCAAGCAAACGGGCGAAGAAUGCUGGGCAAUUGGGCUGACUAGACUCCAUCAGGCAGUGUACAACAUCAAUCAUCAGCACCCAAAAGACUUUCUUUACGAAGACUUGGUUCAGCAUCUCAAAUUCGAUAAAAAAGCCAAGAAACCGAAACCGUAUUUGGCAAUCGGGAACAUUAAAGAUGCUCUGAAGCACAUGAAGAACGUAGGGUUCCUCAAGAAGAAAGUUUCAGGACGAACUAAGGCAGGAAGCAAAAUUGGGAAUAAGGAAACGGGGGAAUUUACAACAGUGAUAAAUGCUCCAGUCGACUUUGUCAAAACAAUGGUUGAUGCGUCGCCUGUCGGGAUAGUUUUUGAGCUAUGUCCCGGAUUUUAUCGGCUCGCUAAGGGUAUCUACACCGUACGGGGAGAGUCGAUGACUUCAGAAAAAGCUCGAAGAGAGAGGCACAUGCUUUUGAUCGUGGGAUACGGAUAUACGAAAGAAGGAGAGAUGUUCUUCCUUGUUCAAAAUAGCUGGGGAAAGAUUGGGGUGUGCAGGGUUAUGGACGAAUCAUCAUAG
Messenger RNA from Microthlaspi erraticum, 729 nucleotides. The record is from the annotation of a GenBank genome assembly. Lineage: Eukaryota; Viridiplantae; Streptophyta; Magnoliopsida; Brassicales; Brassicaceae.